Molecule: messenger RNA, 1229 nt
Organism: Phyllopteryx taeniolatus (common seadragon)
Lineage: Eukaryota; Metazoa; Chordata; Actinopteri; Syngnathiformes; Syngnathidae
Gene: clrn1
Product: clarin 1
Exons: 3
Coding region: 49-753 (234 amino acids)
Biological process (GO): equilibrioception; sensory perception of sound
Source: RefSeq, a predicted model, not a curated record
CAGGGGGCGGAGAGGGGGAGGGGGGUCGCAGUGGCAGCCAGGUCGGCCAUGGCAGCGGCGCGGCGACAAAAGCGUCUGCUGCUGAGCUACGGAGGGACUGUGGCGGCGGGCUGCGCGUUGGCGGCCGCGGUGUGCGCCGCACUUCCUCGCUGGCUGGACGGCUUGGUCCUCUGCAGAACUGGAGCAGAACUCGUCAACGCCACCGGGAGCGAGCUCGACAAGUUCGUGGGGCGCCUCGCCUAUGGACUCUUCCACGGAGAGAGAGUCAAGACCUGCGGCUUGGGCGGAAGGACCUCACGAUUCUCAAUCUUUUCAGAGUUGUUGGACGCCAUCCCAGCAGGUCUGCACGUGACCAUCAUCUUCUUCUGUGGCACGUUGAUCGUCUUCUCGUCCGUGUCGAGUGGCUUCUUCUUCUUCAACGCCUUCGGACGUCCUUAUGAGACGGUGCACGGCCCUCUGGGACUUUACUUGUGGACGGCCAUCUGCUGUACGUGCAGCUUCCUGGUUGUGGUUCUGUUCGUGUCCGAGGUGAAAGUCGAGCGCCUGUCGGAGCGCAUCGCCAACUUCGAGGAGGUCACCUUUGUGUUCCAGACGCACGACGAGCGCUACGACGUCUGCUUCUGGAUCCUCCUCCUGGUCUUCUUCCUGCACGUACUCAACGUGGCGGUGAUCCGACUAGCGGGGAUGAACCUCCCGGUCCUGCGGGGGAAAGACUCGGACCUGAGCGGUGGUGCCGCCGACCUCAUGUACUGAAUUGCAGUUUACUUCUUAACACGUCACAGCUAGCUAGCUACUAAGCAUCGUUGUGAGCAAGUCAUCAGAAAGUGUUACAGUGGAACCUUGUUUUACAAGUUUAUUUCGUUCGGUGACUAAGCUCAUAACUCAAUUUACUUAUAUUUCCAAUCAGUAUUCCCUGUUGAAAUGAAUUGAAAUGCCAUUAAUCUGUUCAAGCCCCCAAAAUAACACCACCCUUUUUUGUUACAGGCUUUUAAUAAAGAACAAUAGAACUUAUUGUAUAAAGAACACUAAUAAAAAAGAACGGGGGAACAAUAAGCUUUAGUGUUGUAUGUGUGUCUUUAAGGGGUGUGGCCUCGUGAGGGACAGCAGGAACAUGGCAAGUUAGCCUUCUUGUGAGCUUCUGGACAUGACUUUUGGCUUACUGUGGCGAGUGUUCUCUGUUGUCAGUUUGACUGCUUGUCCCGUACAUUAAAUUCAAAGGGCAUCAGCGA